Messenger RNA from Trichogramma pretiosum, 1308 nucleotides. Its product is annotated as zinc finger protein 28-like. The record is from RefSeq and is a predicted model, not a curated record. Gene Ontology annotation, molecular function: DNA-binding transcription activator activity, RNA polymerase II-specific; RNA polymerase II cis-regulatory region sequence-specific DNA binding. Gene Ontology annotation, cellular component: nucleus. The coding region runs from base 90 to 1259 and encodes 389 amino acids. The transcript is spliced from 3 exons. NCBI's taxonomy places the organism in Eukaryota, Metazoa, Arthropoda, Insecta, Hymenoptera, Trichogrammatidae. Gene Ontology annotation, biological process: regulation of transcription by RNA polymerase II.
UUGGCUGCUUGUGAAACUUAACCUUGAAUAUUUUCUUUGCUUUUAUCGUGAAAAUUCACAUAAUGAAGUUACAACUAUAAUCUAACAAUAUGGAAAGCCAAGAGGACCCAGUUAGAUGUUUAAAGCAAGAGCCUAUCGAUACUUGGCCAGAUGUAGGCAACAAUUAUGAUUUCGACUCAAUAAACUCUUGCGAAGUCAAAAGCAUUAGAAAUGUCUCGAUUUAUAAAUCAUCAGCUAAUUGCAAAAAUGAGGUUAUGUCAUUACACGAAAAAUCAGAUAAAAAAAUAUUCAUUGAUUUUGAGUGCAAAGAUGUAAAACCUGAACUGAAGCCUCCAUCAAAAACGUUGUGUAAAACUGAGUAUCAAAGUUUUUCAUCUUUUGUAAAGAUAGAAAACCAGAAUGAGACUAGUUAUUUGCGCGAAAAAAGUCUAAUAAUUCUGAUUAAGAAAGGAUUUAAUUACGAUGGUAAUUAUCAAUUUCAAGAAAAGUCCAGAUUGAAUUAUGAAGGAUAUAAUAAUGAGAAAGUAUUAAUAAGAAAAACACCUCAAACCAAAUUAUCUCACAAUUAUAAUUUGUAUCGAAAAACGUAUAAAGAAAAAGCGAGUCUAAAUGCACAUAUCAAUUCGACACAGGAGAACAUUCGAUCAUGUGAAUGUGAUAUUUGUCACAAAGCAUUUGGACGCAAAGCUAACCUCAAAUUACACACAAAUACAGUGCAUUAUAAAAGCAAACCCUUCGAAUGUGAUGUGUGCCAUAAAUUAUAUGGUCGCAAAGAUAACCUCAGAACCCACAUAACCACAGUUCAUGAUCGUAUCAAAAAGUUCGAAUGUGAGAUUUGUCACAAAUCAUUUGGACUAAAAGGUGACCUCAAGAAACACAUAAAUUCAGUACAUAAUCGUAUCAAACCCUUCGAGUGUGCCGUUUGUCUCAAGUCAUUUGUAGAAAGAAGAACUCUCAAAUGUCACAUCAGUUUAGUUCAUGAUCGCAGCAAACCCUUCGAGUGUGAGAAUUGUCACAAAUCAUUUGGAUAUCAAAGAAAUCUCAAAAGGCAUAUAAAUGCAGUACAUAAUCAGAUCAAACCUUUCGAAUGUAAAAUUUGUCACAAAUCAUUUGCACAGAAAGGCCAUCUCAGUGUUCACGCAAAUGCAGUACAUAAUCGUAUCAAACCCUUCGAAUGUAAGGUUUGUCACAAGUUCUAUACUCGCAAGAUUAUUCUCAAAUCUCAUAUGAUUAAAGUACAUAAUCGGAACAAACCCUAAGAGCGUGGGAUUCGUCUGGAGACAUUGGGGCGCAAUGAAAACUUUUACA